Molecule: messenger RNA, 1338 nt
Organism: Echinococcus granulosus
Lineage: Eukaryota; Metazoa; Platyhelminthes; Cestoda; Cyclophyllidea; Taeniidae
Product: Mitochondrial chaperone BCS1
Exons: 6
Coding region: 1-1338 (445 amino acids)
Biological process (GO): mitochondrial respiratory chain complex III assembly; protein insertion into mitochondrial inner membrane from matrix
Cellular component (GO): mitochondrial inner membrane
Molecular function (GO): ATP binding; ATP hydrolysis activity
Source: RefSeq, a predicted model, not a curated record
AUGGAUAACUUAGUCCAUUUUACAAAAGGCAUCUUUACGGACAACCCUUAUUUCAGUGCAGGUGCUGGUUUAUUUGGUGUGGGUAUGGGUGUGGCUCUAUUACGUCGAUGCGGUCAAGUUGCCUCUGUUCUGCUUCGUCGAAAUCUGACAUUGACAAUGGAAAUAGCCAGCCACGACAGCUCCUAUCAAUGGGUCAUGCAUUGGCUCUCGAAGCGGGCCCGCUGUACAAGAGACAGCAGGUUACAAAAAGGCGCUGGGCAGCAUUUCAGCGUCGAAACAAGUGUCGUGCGCACUGAGGCUGGUCGAAUUAAAGCAGCAUUUGAGUUUAUACCGAGCACCGGUGUUCACUACUUGUUUUACCAAGGCCGUAUUUUACGCGUGGAGCGUAUCAGAUCGCAACAGACGCUUCAGGGUGCUUCUGUUGCUCCCUUUGAAAGUGUUACUCUCACCACACUGGGCUUCGAUACACAGAUUUUCAGGGAUAUUCUUGAGGAGGCUAGAUGUGCCGCUAUCGCGAAGGAUAAGGGAUGGACUGUCAUUUACAAGGCCUUCGGAUCCGAGUGGCGCCAAUUUGGAUAUCCACGUCCCCGACGUCCGCUUAAUUCGGUCGUCCUGGGCGAAGGCGUAGCUGAAUCCAUUACAGCGGAUAUAAAGGAGUUUAUCAGCAGCCCCGAUUGGUAUUCCGCUCGAGGUAUACCCUACCGUCGUGGCUAUCUUCUUUAUGGUCCACCAGGCUGUGGGAAAAGCAGCUUUAUAACUGCCCUUGCUGGCCACCUCGAGUACAACAUCUGUGUGCUCAAUCUCAGUGAUCUGGGGAUGUCGGCCGAUAGGUUGGACCACCUUCUAACCCACGCACCUCUUCAAUCGAUCAUCCUCCUUGAAGACAUCGAUGCCGCCCUGCCUAGUCGCGAAGAGCCCAUUAAUCUGGCUCAGCGAUAUGGUCGUGCCUAUGAGGGCAUGCAGGGCCUCACUAUGAGUGGUCUACUCAACGCCCUCGAUGGCGUGGCCUCAACUGACGGUCGAAUCCUCUUCAUGACUACAAACUACGUUGACCGCCUGGAUCCAGCUUUGGUGAGACCAGGACGAGUGGACUUCAAGGCAGAGAUAGGGCUGUGUACUGAGGACCAACUCUCCCGCAUGUUUUCGCGUUUCUAUCCUGAAAAGGAAGUUGUAGAGGAAUCUCUGGCAGUGUCUUUUGCUGCGGCAUUGGGUGGGGGCUUGGUGAGUGCAGCGCAGGUUCAGGGCUUUCUUUUGGUGCACAAGUCAUCGCCUCAAAGUGCCAUGGAUGCUCUGCCUGAGUUCAGGGAGAAGUGCCUCCUACACCGGGAUAAAUCAUAG